Molecule: messenger RNA, 1907 nt
Organism: Siniperca chuatsi (mandarin fish)
Lineage: Eukaryota; Metazoa; Chordata; Actinopteri; Centrarchiformes; Sinipercidae
Gene: cdk9
Product: cyclin-dependent kinase 9 (CDC2-related kinase)
Exons: 8
Coding region: 120-1301 (393 amino acids)
Biological process (GO): protein phosphorylation
Cellular component (GO): nucleus
Molecular function (GO): cyclin-dependent protein serine/threonine kinase activity; ATP binding
Source: RefSeq, a predicted model, not a curated record
UCCUGUACAGUAGGUGGCGGUAUGUACCUUCAAGCUGUUUGCGAUCCGCCAUUAAGAAGAAGAAGAAGCAGCAGCAGCAGACGAAGAAGAAGGCGGCUCGCAGACUGAACGGGACAGCAAUGCAGCGAGACAAAACUAGCAACACCGGCGGGGCUGAAAAGCCCGACCGGGAGGCCGCCAUAAUGUCGAAAUACUACGAUGGAGUUGAAUUUCCUUUCUGUGACGAGUUCUCCAAAUAUGAAAAAAUGGCAAAAAUAGGACAAGGGACCUUUGGGGAGGUGUUCAAAGCAAAACACAGACAGACCGGGAAGAAGGUCGCGCUGAAAAAAGUUUUGAUGGAAAAUGAGAAAGAAGGGUUCCCAAUCACAGCUCUGAGAGAGAUCAAGAUCCUGCAGCUGCUCAAACAUGAGAAUGUGGUCAAUCUGAUUGAGAUCUGCAGAACCAAAGCUACUCAGUUCAACAGAUACAAAGGCAGCAUCUACCUGGUGUUUGACUUCUGUGAGCACGACCUGGCCGGCCUGCUGAGCAAUGCCAAUGUAAAGUUCACCCUGGCAGAGAUCAAGAAGGUUAUGCAGAUGCUGCUCAACGGAUUGUACUACAUCCACAGAAACAAGAUCCUUCACAGAGACAUGAAAGCAGCCAACGUGCUCAUUACCAGAGACGGUGUCCUGAAGCUGGCUGACUUUGGUUUGGCUCGAGCCUUCAGCCUGGCUAAAAACAGCCAGGGGAACCGCUACACCAACCGCGUGGUCACACUCUGGUACAGACCUCCAGAGCUGCUGCUGGGUGAGCGAGACUACGGCCCCCCCAUUGACCUAUGGGGAGGAGGCUGCAUCAUGGCAGAGAUGUGGACCAGAAGUCCCAUAAUGCAAGGCAACACUGAGCAGCACCAGCUCACUCUCAUCAGCCAGCUUUGUGGCUCCAUCACUGCUGAGGUGUGGCCGAGCGUGGAUAAGAAGUAUGAGCUUUACCAGAAAAUGGAGCUGCCUAAAGGCCAAAAGAGGAAAGUGAAGGAUCGGCUCAAAGCCUAUGUCAAAGACCCGUAUGCCCUGGAUCUGAUAGAUAAACUCCUGGUCUUGGACCCGGCACAGCGCAUUGACAGCGACGACGCGCUCAACCACGACUUCUUCUGGUCCGACCCCAUGCCUUCAGACCUGAAGAACAUGCUCUCCACCCACAACACCUCCAUGUUUGAAUAUCUGGCCCCGCCCAGACGGAGAGGCCACAUGCCACAGCAGCAGCCCAAUCAGAACAGAAACCCAGCCACCACCAGUCAGACGGAGUUUGAUCGAGUGUUUUAGUGGUUAAAGAAGUUAAUGGACAAGUAGCUUACUUGGUUGGGCUUGUUGUUUAGUAACAAGUGACUUUAUUUCCCAGCCGGCCUAAUGUUGAAGAAGGCUACACAUUCCUUUUUUUUUUUUUUUGUUGUUGUUGUUGUAUGAGGUUUCGCAGACAUUACCUGGAGAUCUCUGCAGUUUUUUAUAUGAUCAUUGUUCUGUGUGAGUUUACAGCAGAGGAUGCAGCUUAUUUGGUUUGACCAGGGACAGGACUGUAAUGUUCAAAGUUAUGCAGAGCCCUUUGCAAGCCACGUUUUUAUGUUCUGGCUUUUUUCCAGCUGAUAAUGAAGAGACAGCUGUUCAACUCUAUAGACAUGGCUUGGGUAUGUUCACGUGGUCACUUAAACAAAACCAAGUUUUUGAGUGAGUCUGGCAUAUUCACCCUUUUUAAAAAGAUAAUUGUUUUAAAAGUAGCUGUCUCUUUAAGGCUGUGCAGUAUUUUGAGGUUAUUUAUAAUAAGAAAGUGAGAAUCUUUUAUUUAAACCAUUUUACAAGGACACCACCCACAUUUCUGAACACAUGUCCAAAAGUGACAUACCCAAAAUAAAAUGGUUACUUUCCCUGAAUUGA